Eleginops maclovinus (Patagonian blennie) is the source of this 2010-nucleotide messenger RNA. Its product is annotated as hydroperoxide isomerase ALOXE3-like. The transcript has 14 exons. Gene Ontology annotation, biological process: linoleic acid metabolic process; lipid oxidation; arachidonate metabolic process. Gene Ontology annotation, molecular function: oxidoreductase activity, acting on single donors with incorporation of molecular oxygen, incorporation of two atoms of oxygen; iron ion binding; protein binding. Bases 1 to 2010 code for a protein of 669 amino acids. The record is from RefSeq and is a predicted model, not a curated record. NCBI's taxonomy places the organism in Eukaryota, Metazoa, Chordata, Actinopteri, Perciformes, Eleginopidae.
AUGGCUGAGUACAAGCUAGAGAUGACAACCGGUGACAUGCCAUAUGCAGGAACAUCAGACUACGUUUAUGUCACCUUAUUUGGAACUGAAGGGAAGAGUGAGCGAACUUUGAUGGACAACUAUGGCAUCGACUUUCAAAGAGGGGCAACAGGGAGCUACACCGUGAAAACCAGUUUUUCUCUGGGCAAACUUCUGCUGGUUAAGGUUGAGAAGGUCCAGUAUUUAUAUCUCCCAGAAGAUGAGUGGUACUUCUCCAAAAUGGUGGUGACGACUCCCGAAGGAGAUGUCAUUCUGUACCCCUGUUACAGAUGGAUUGGCAGGGGAGAACCGGUGGAGCUGAGAGGAGGGAGAGCAAUGAAAGCUUUUGAGGAUAAUCAUCCCCUGUUGAUUGACCACCGAAAGAAAGAGCUGAUGCUUAAAAGGAACUUCUACCAAUGGAAGAUUAUGGAUGAAGGACUAUCCCACAUCAACAGUUUCAAUGACGUGUCUGAGCUCCCAGCUGAAAUCCGCUUCUCUGAUUCCAGAGCAGCUGAUAUCCUUUACUCAAAAGCUAAAACUGGUAUUGAACUCAAGGUCAAGGGGCUGUAUGGAUCUACUGCACAAUGGGAGACCAUUGAAGACAUAAAAAAGAUAUUCUGGUAUAAAAAGACAACAAUGUCAGAGUAUGUUGCUGAGCACUGGACAGAAGAUGACUUUUAUGGUUAUCAGUUUCUGAAUGGAGUCAACCCCGGUGUUAUAAAGCGCUGCUCAGAGCUUCCCACAAACUUUCCGGUCACAGAGGAGAUGGUGAAGCCUUUCCUGGAAGAGGGAAGCUCUCUGCAGAAGGAAAUGGAGAAAGGCAAUAUGUUCCUUUAUGACCAGAAGAAGAUGGAUGGAAUUCCCCCUCGAGUCUAUAAUAGUGAACCUCUGCAUGUGACUGCUGGUCUCUGUUUGUUCUACUCGAACUGGGAAAACAAACUGAUGCCAAUUGCAAUACAGUUGAAUCAACAACCAUCUGAGAAGAACCCCAUCUUCCUGCCCAGUGACCCAGAAACUGACUGGUUGCUAGCCAAGAUGUUCAUUAAAAAUGCAGAUUGCAUGGAUCAUGAAUCAGUCCAUCACCUCGUGAGAACUCACUUUCUGGCAGAGGUCUUCGCUGUUGCAGCUCUCCGCAGAUUCCCCGCGAUUCACCCCUUUUACAAGCUGCUGUUUCCACACUUCCGGCACACUCUUCACAUAAACACUAGAGCCCGCGUAAGUCUCUUAGGACCUGAUGGGGCUUUAAGUAAAAGUUCACUUGGAUUUGAUGGACUACUGGAGGUUAUGAGAAGGGCUGUCUCUGAAAUGACCUACAGUUCUCUCUGUCUGCCGGAGAAAAUCGCUGCACAAGGACUGGAGUCCAUCCCAAACUUUUACUACAGAGAUGAUGGCCUGAAGCUGUGGAACAUCAUCAACAGCUUUGUGAAGGCAGUAGUGGAGCACUAUUAUCCCUCAGACAGUGAGGUGCAUAAAGACACUGAGCUGCAGGAAUGGAUCAGUGAGAUCUUCACACGUGGCUUCUUAGGAAACAAAGACUUAGGAAUUCCAGCAGCCUUUUAUUCUGUAGAGGAAGUGGUCAAGUUCACAACCAUGGUGAUCUUCACAACGACGGUUCAACAUGCUGCCGUAAACAGUGGGCAGUAUGACUUCCUCGCCUGGGCCCCCAACGGCACGCUCCUCCUGCGCAAACCUCCUCCAACCACUAAGGGGCAGUCAAGCAUGAAGACAGUCCUGGAGACCCUCCCGGAUGUUGGUGAUACAGUCAGCUUUGCAGCAUUGACUUGGUUGCUUUCAGACAGAUACACAGACUAUAUUCCCUUGGGUAGAUACCCAGAUGAACGAUUUGAUGAGCCUGAGCCUAAGCAGAUGAUAAAGGAAUUCCAAGCAGAAUUGUCGUACCUCAGUGAAGCAAUAAAAGCAAGAAACUCACAUCUUGAACUGCCCUACACAUACCUGGACCCUGUGGAGAUAGAGAACAGUGUUUCUAUCUAA